Messenger RNA from Cynoglossus semilaevis (tongue sole), 3209 nucleotides. It is a transcript of the gene spry1, whose product is annotated as sprouty homolog 1, antagonist of FGF signaling (Drosophila). The transcript is spliced from 2 exons. The record is from RefSeq and is a predicted model, not a curated record. Gene Ontology annotation, cellular component: cytosol; membrane. Lineage: Eukaryota; Metazoa; Chordata; Actinopteri; Pleuronectiformes; Cynoglossidae. The coding region runs from base 1184 to 2272 and encodes 362 amino acids. Gene Ontology annotation, biological process: multicellular organism development; negative regulation of MAP kinase activity; negative regulation of fibroblast growth factor receptor signaling pathway.
UUGAAUAAAAGAUUCCAUGCGGCCCCUCAUACAUGUUUGCACCUAAAAACGCAUAUAAAGUAAAUGGAAGGUAUAUGUCAAUCACAGAAACUAGGUUUCAUUUGAACUCAGACAGUGAUUUGUUUCGAAUUAUAGUCCUGUCUUAUAGUUUCCACCUGUGUGGCCCCUGAACGUUACGUGCCGGUGAGAAUGCAAACAAAUGACUGGUGUGUUACUGCACUUAUCGAACAUUAUUCACGCCAUUAUUCAUAACCCACAAGAACGGAAACUGGUGGUGAGUGUGUGUUUUUUCCCCUCUCUCUGUCUCCCCCUCUGUUUUCGUGGAGCACACCCCUCCUCCACCGCCUCCACCCGUGCACACUGCCGUUCCACCUUAAAUGGUGCACACAUUUCUAUCGGCCUGCCUUCUACAUCUGCCCAAUGAAUCAGGAGCGGAUGCGAUGUAUCCUUUUUCAGUGGAGUGAAUGGCCAAUGGGAGUUGGCUUGUCGAGCAAACACUGAGUCCUGAGUUCCCAUUCAUUCAGUGCUGAACAGUGAGAGAGGGAGAGAGAGAGAGAGAGAGAGAAAGAGAGAGAGAGAGCGCACCACGGUCUGUGACCCGACGAGGCUAUUUUUUUUGCGCAAGAUCUCCUGGUUCCACCGCAGGAGUCAGAACUGACGCACAGCUCUGCAGGAGGAACGCUUGGAUACUAAACACAGACGAAUACUCUACUUUAUUUCCCCAAGUUUACUGUUGUUUACCACAACUAUCCACACACGGGACUUGUGUGUAAAACGAUCGGCCUCCCCGCAAGUUGCGCAGACGUGCAGCAGUUCGUCCCUCAAUUCCGGAGCCUCCACGGUGGAUUUACUUUUUCAGGUCCAGGAGCCGAUACACGCGUCACAGAACCCGCGCUGAACUUAUUCGUUUCCAUCAAUUUUCCUUGUCAAGCAAGAGGGGAAUAACGCAAUCAAGUGGAUACAGGUCGCACUUGGAAUACUAGAACUGCGAAUAUUAUGCUUUAAAGCCAGCCGUUUACGCGUGUGGACAUUGCCCCACUUUCCUUCCCCCUGGUCUUUUCCUCUCGGAUUGGAUGGAGUUUUGCUAUCUUCGUUGAUGGAUUCAACGUUAUGGAUGCUUGCAUAUAGGUUUUCCGAUGCAUGCCAAGUCUACGGUGAAUGUCGGAAGUGGUGAUCCCCCCAGAUGGAGCUCCAAAGUCAACAUGGCCCCGGUGGUUCAUUAGUGGUGAUCCAGCAGCCUUCCCUAGAGAGCCGGCAAAGGUCGGAUUACGAGCGGGAGCUCCAGCAUGCCGCCAUACUCUCCCUGGACCAAAUCAAGGCCAUCCGCUCCAACAACGAGUACACCGAGGGGCCCUCAGUGGUACGGAGGCCCCCAGCGCCCCGUAUUGUCCCCAGGCCUCAGGACAAGCAGGAGAGAACUCACGAGGUCAUCCUCGUCAAUGUGAACAACAAUUACGAGCACCGACCGUCAGGUCACCACCACCACCAUCAUGUUGGAGGUGGUAUGGUGGUUGUGGGACAGCAGUAUGGAGGGUCCAGAGCACCGGGCCUCAGCCGCUCCACUAGCACAGGAAGUGCAGCCAGUUCAGGGAGCAACAGCAGUGCCUCCUCCGAGCAGGGACUUUUGGCACGCUCGCCCCCCACCAGGCCCAGCAUGAGCUUACAGCAACACCGUCGUGCAGAGCGGCCUGUCAGGACUCAGCCCAAGCCCAAGGCCCUUUUACAGCCCCAGCAGGGACCUCACUUUCACCAGCCUCCGCCGGAGGCUCCGCUUAAACCCCAGGGCAAAGGGAAAUCAGACUUUUCUGUCAGUGGAAAUGGAGUCGUGGCCACUGACGGACACCAGUUCAUCUGUGAGUGCUGUGGGAAGUGCAAGUGCAGUGAGUGCACGGCUCCCAGGAGCCUGCCCUCAUGUCUGGCAUGCAACGGUCAGUGCCUGUGCUCAGCAGAGAGCGCACUGGAACACGGCACGUGCAUGUGCCUAGUUAAGGGCAUCUUCUACCACUGCUCCAAUGACGAUGAGGGGGACUCAUGCGCUGACCACCCCUGCUCGGUGUCACGCUCCCACUGCUGCUCUCGUUUCCUGUGCAUGGGAUUAAUGUCGGUACUCUUCCCCUGUCUCCUAUGCUACCUGCCCGUCAAAGGGUGUUUGAAGGCAUGCCAGGGCUGCUACGACCGGGUAAACAGACCUGGCUGUCGCUGCAAGAACUCCAACACUGUCUAUUGCAAACUGGAGAGCUGGGACCGACAGAACCAGGAAAAACCUUCCUGAUCGAACCCCCUGUGUGUUUGUGAUUGUGUGUGCAAGGGAGACUUUUGAUGUGGAUUUUAAUGCUGACAUUGAUAAUGAUGAAAAUAGUCACAAAUUAAUGUUAUCAGAACAUUCUUAGCACCUCCCAGCCGCCUCCCCUUCCUCCUCCUCACUGCAAAACCCUACAGAGCUAAGCAAAGGAGUAACGAAAACCACUCGAUUUAUUUUCUCUGGAUCAGGACCAUGUUUUUACAGACCAGUGUUUGCCUUAACUGUUUCUAUGUCUAUCCUCAGCUCCUCAUUAACACUAUUUUUUUAUAUAUAUAUAUGAAAAUGAGAAAGUUUAUCUUCCGUUUUAGGUAGGCGGGUUCCUCUGGGCUCUGUGCGCCAGGUGUGAAACCGCCUCUCACCAAAUCUGUGAAGGACGAUCUGCUAUAGGGCAAUUAUGUAGCUGUUACCUGGUAUUCAUAGCAAACAGGUAUGUUUGAAUUAUUGGUUGCUACCACACACAAACCGUGGUUCCUAUGCUUGUGUUGCAUUAACAAAAGCACAUCCAUCUCAUAGUAUUUCCUCCCACUUGGAUAUGUUUCUCUACUUCCACCCAUCGGAACUCGGAAAUCUACGUACAGAACAUACACAUUCUGUGGCAUUUUCCCAGUUUCCCAUUUUGUCUUCUUUUGUUUCUGUGUAAAAUGUAUGCUCAAAAAUCCGUAAGAGGAAUCCUGGCUAUUUUUUAAGAAAAGAAAAAAAUGUCUGUUAAAACAUUUUUUGUUGUAAAAAAUAUUUAUUAUGUGAAGCUCUAUUAUUUUAUGAUAUUUAUUGCAAGAGACAGUCUUAAAUUUACUCAUGUCUGAAUAUAACAAGAAAUAUCAAAUACUUACUGAAAAAUUAAAGGGUGGCACAAAAGAAAAAAACUAUGUUAACUUUAAUGCAGAAAAUAUAUUAAUUAAUGAAAAAA